UAUUAUUUUUUACGUUGUUUUAUUUAUUUAUUUCACGUACGAUGACCUGGGCUGACGCAAUGUGGAUUUACACGCUUGUUUUGGGAUUGCUCGUCAUGUCCAUGUUUGCGGAGGCCAAGAGGAAUGCCCUGCAGGACUACCAAAGGUCCGACAGCCUCAAACUGGUCGUGUCCUCCCCAGAUCCCUCCUCCCACCUGACCAGGAGCAGGAGGGUCUCCAUGGCCAGGUGUGCUCGGGCCUGCAGCCGAAACAAGAGACUACCCUUCCCCUGCAGAGCUUUCCUCUAUGACCAUAAAAACAGGAAGUGCCAGUGGUUGUCCUUUGACCGGAACUCUCCAGGAGUCCAGGCUGUGCAGAACUUCAACUUUGACCUGUACCAGAAGAAAGACUACAUUCGUGAGUGCAUUGUGGGUACUGGGCAGAGUUACCGCGGGCGAAGAUCAGUGACAGUGGAUGGGGUCAUGUGUCAGGCCUGGUCCUCACCCAUCCCACACGAGCACAAGUUCAUGUCGAGGAGAUUUCGGAAGAAGGACCUGCGGGAGAACUACUGCAGGAACCCAGACAACUCAACGGUGGGCCCCUGGUGCUUCACCACUGACCCUCGGCCCCACAUGAGACACCAGGAGUGUGGCAUCCCUCAGUGCUCUCAGGUGGAAUGUAUGACAUGCAAUGGGGAGGACUACAGGGGACCUAUGGACCACACAGAGUCUGGGAAGGAGUGCCAGCGCUGGGACCUGGAGGAGCCCCACAAGCACCUGUACCACCCCAAAAGGUACCCAGAUCGAGGCCUGGAUGAUAACUACUGCAGGAACCCGGACGGGCGGCAGCGACCCUGGUGCUUCACCACAGACCCCCAGACGCCCUGGGAGUAUUGUCACAUCAGAGCCUGUGACACUCCUCCUAAGCACACAGUGGAGGAGACCACAGAGUGUACCAAGGGCCGAGGAGAGGGCUACAGAGGGACGGUGGACACGACUCCCACAGGCCUGACCUGUCAGCGCUGGGACAGACAGUACCCACACAACCACUCCUUCAUCCCUGAUGCCUACCCCUGCAAAGACUUGAGGGAGAACUACUGCAGGAACCCGGACGGUCGAGAGUCUCCCUGGUGCUUCACCACAGACCCAAGGGUGCGCAUGAUGCUGUGCACUCACAUCCCCCAGUGUGGAGCCCAUAACAAGCCCCUCAAUGACUGCUACGAAGGGUUCGGUGAGAAUUACCAAGGAGACCUGUCCAGGACGCGCUCCAGCCUGCCCUGCGCCCCCUGGAGGGAGCACGCCAACAGUGGUGAGAGGGGGAUGCAGAUGCCAGGUUUGGAGGGCAACAUGUGCCGAAACCCGGAUAAGGACAAACAUGGGCCUUGGUGUUAUACAAACAACUCAGCCAUACCAUGGGACUAUUGCAGUAUAAAGCAAUGUGAGAUUCCACAGAACACCCUUCCACUGGGGGAGCUGUCGUCCGUGGGCUGCUUCAUCCACAAGAGGCCCAGGAUUGUGGGAGGCAGUCAGAUCAACAUCACAGAGGGCAGCUGGAUGGUCAGCAUACAGAAAGGGUCCAUGCACUGGUGUGGAGGCUCCCUGAUCCGAGAGGAGUGGGUCUUGACCGAUCAGCAGUGCUUCUCCUCAUGUGUUCCAGACCUGAGCGAGUACAGGGUGUGGUUGGGAAUUUCCAGUGUCGAAGAGGGAGCUCCCGAUUGGUCGAGAGGACAGGAAAUCAGCAUCGCUCAUGUGAUCUGUGGGCCGGAGGGAUCCAGCCUGGCUCUUAUACGACUAUCCAAGCCGGCCCGCCCCGCAGACACGGUCCACACCAUCCAGCUGCCUGUGGCUGGCUGCUCCAUCCCCGAGGGCACCCUGUGUAGGAUGUACGGCUGGGGAGAGACCAAAGGCACGGGCCAUGAUGAGGUGUUGAAGGCAGUUAACCUCCCCAUCGUGAGCAACGAAAGGUGUGAGAAUCUGCACAAGGGAAACCUACGGAUCAACAACAACAAGAUCUGUGCAGGAGGGAGGAAGAACGAAGGAGUCUGUGAGCGGGACUAUGGCGGGCCCCUGGUGUGUCGGGACGGGGACAUCCGGGUGAUCGUGGGCGUGAGCGUGCACGGACGAGGCUGUGCACGCACCAACCAACCCGCUGUCUUCAUCAACGUACCCUUCUACACACAGUGGAUCUACAAGGUCUUCAAGCUCUACCCCAACCCAUACCUGGUGUAGGCCCGCUCCCAACCCAGACCUGGUGCAGUCUGGUGAGGACCCAAAGAACAGAACUGGACUACUGUAAAGACUCUGCUGCUCUGGUGGUGCUCCAGAACCUGCCGUGGUAAACAUGCAAAGAGAAGAGAGAAUUAUGAAUGUAUUGUCAAUGGAAAUUCAAGACAAAAGAGUUUUGCUUAAACGCAUCUAUUCACAUGCUCACAAAUGAAGUUCAAAAUUGUUAAGACUAUAAAUAUAAAAACAUGACUUUGCAUAUAUUUAUAUCUGCAGCUGAGUUUCUGCAGAUAAUGAUGCCUUUGAAUGCUUGGAGUUAAAUACAGUGCCAUCUAUUGAUAUCUUGUCCAUGGUCAAAUCUGUGGGACGUAGGCAGCUUUGAGUUGUAGUAGAGACCAUAACCAGGACUGGCCCAAACCGCUGUCCUUGGUUGGCCAAUUGUGUUGAGUAUUACCAGGCCAAGGGUCAAACUUAAUCUGUUCUUGGAUGCAAAUAGCUAAUCGGCGUAGACAUUUAUAGAGCUCAAUGUUAAAAGUCAAAUUCUCAUUAAUUUUCCACUUAGAACAUUGUAAUGGUAAGAGUCCAUCAGAGUCUAACCAAAUAUGUGGUGACUAAUAUCCAUAACACAAUCGUAAAAAAAUGAAAAAAAAACAAAAGAUCUGACAAACCAGGCCAAAGCGUUAUCAAAUUAUCUGCAACAUUAGAGUGCAGUGUUUGAAAUUUAAGUGCAUCUGUUCCUGCAUCUGUACCUCAAAAAACACCGAUGCGUGAAAUGUUUGAAUAAUUUCAUAAAAGUAUAAAGGUUUAUAAAGUUUCAGAGAACAGAUUUUAUAUACUAUUUUAGGUCUUGUGAUCAUUAGUUUCGACAUAGCUGAUUAGCCCUGAGCAGUCUUUCAAACUUUUCACUUUUUUUGUUUUUUUUUUGUUUUUACUUCCUGAAAACCAAGUGGUGGGCAGUCACUGUUGAGCUCUAUUAUUGUGCUGUAGAAGAACAGACCAGUUUGGCCUCCCUCACAGCCGGUCUAACCAGUGUGUAGACCCAGUUAACAGUCAUGCAUGUAAAAGCUAUUUCUUUUUAACCAAUAAUUCCUUUUUUUUAUCUUUUCCCCAAAUUUGUCAAUGGUCUCAAUAUUAACAGAAGGCACUGUACACCAUGUCCAAAAGUCACUUCCAUCUAUCACCCACUUUUUUUAGCAGAAAAUCUCCAGUCUUCAUUAUAGUUGGACACAGUUUGCUUCCUGGCAUUACUUGAAUCACCGAUAGACCAAAGACAUGGACCCAUGCAUGAACAGACUGAGAGCAUCCACCGGGGGGCGCCGCUAAGGACACUGGGCCGAGCUCGCGUGAAGUGCUCCUUAUGUACAUAGUAUUUUAAUGAGUGCGUUUCUGACACUCGCGUAUACAUUUGGGUCUUAUAGAUCUAUGAGCAGAAUGUUUGAAGUGUAACUUUUGUACAGUUUUGUCAUGUAAGCAUUUCACAAUUUCAUUAUGGUCAAAUUUUAUGUCUUAUCCAACAACCAAUCGAAGGUGAAAAUAUGGUGUCUACAGAGAUUAAAGGUGCAUUGUGAAACUUUUCUGAUGCAGGUUGUCUCCAUGCAGAGGUGGGCAGUAGUUACAUUUACUCAUUUAUCUGGGUAACUUUUUAAAGAGCGGGUAUUUUAUUCCUAUGGGGAUAUUAACCGCUAACCUAUAACAUAUUUAGAUCACAUGUUACCUUUUAUUGUUUUGAAAACGUUAGUCGGUGAAAACAACAUAUUAACAUGUUUUAUAAGUUCACUUUUGUUUUUGACGCUCUAAGUCUUCCCUCCCUUUGGUCACUCCCCCUUCAGAGCGAUAUCACAACACAAUCAGCAGUUUUUGGCUACUCCACCCACUUCUUUCUCCAUGAUAUUAUUGCUUUACCUGGCAUGUUUCGCAGUAUGGCUUUAAACUUAUCUGUCUUACAUUUAUUCAAAAACAGGCGUCUUCAAUCGGUUAAAAAAUACAUUGAAGAACAUGCAUUCUGACUGCAGGUGGUAUCACCUCUCCACAGAUCUGACCUGUACUUAGUCUGGUAGUAUCAUGUGCUUGUCUGUGGAGACAGAUAUGUUAAAUGCCAUACUGUAUAACAUUACAGGCAAAGCCAUAGCAUUGCUAUGGAUACAAAGAGGUAGAAAUCCUUCACCAGAAAAGUUUCAUUAUGGAGCUUUUUGAGAAUGAAAAUUUAAAACUCAAGAAAUUUGGAUCUUCAUGAAUCAAAAAAGCUAUAAUAUUUAAGUUAUAUCUUGAGAAACAAAUAAGCAAGCACUAGUUAGUUAUUUUCAUAUGAGAUAACUACAAUAACUACAGCAUAAUUUUAUAUAAAGUAAAUAUUUAAUGUGCGUUUGUUAAGGCAAAACAAUUAGUUUAUUUUUUCAUUUUCUUUAUUGCACUAAAAACAUUAGUCCUUGCUGUGAGCAGCUUGCAUCUCCACAAACCUGACUCUUAUUUGGCCUGGAAAAAGGCCUCUUCCUGCUUGUUUUCAUGGAAAUGUUCCUUUGGCUUUAAUCUUCCGCAGUAUGGCAUAAGACUCAUCUAUCUCCAUGGAGAAUGUUCCAAAGUAUGCUUUUACCUUUCUAUGUCCAUGGACUCAUGGCAGGUGACAUGCGGCUUCCAGAAAGUUACACACUGUACCUUUAAAGUAAAUAAUAAAAUAGCUACUAAUAAAUCUUGAAGUUCCCAGUCAAAAUAUGGGCUCACAAAACUAUUCAUUAUUAAUACAGAAACAUGCAAUUUAUUCUCAAGCUAUAACUUAUUCACAACCAGUCUGUCUGUUUUCUCCAUAACAAUAAUAUGCUUUAUAUAAUGUUUCAUAUAUGUGUUUGUAUAUUAGCAUCACAUUAGCUGUCACAAUAUUGUUAAUAAAAUACAAUCUGUUGUUGACUGAACGAUCCUUUUUGAGUCAAGUGGAAGCACUGAAGAGGCUUAAGCUGCUAUGUUUGAUGAACCCUGUACAUUGCUGUUGUAUGUAUAUGACUGUAUAUGCCCUAUAGGAGUAUAUUACCCAUAAUACACCUCUAAUGUAUUUGUUCAGUGUUAUAAUAAAGUUUAGAUUCUUUGUUUUGU
Periophthalmus magnuspinnatus is the source of this 5285-nucleotide messenger RNA. RefSeq names its product hepatocyte growth factor (gene hgfb). The transcript has 18 exons. Gene Ontology annotation, biological process: proteolysis. Gene Ontology annotation, molecular function: serine-type endopeptidase activity. NCBI's taxonomy places the organism in Eukaryota, Metazoa, Chordata, Actinopteri, Gobiiformes, Gobiidae. The record is from RefSeq and is a predicted model, not a curated record. Bases 42 to 2207 code for a protein of 721 amino acids.